CAGGGAAGUCUGCGCUAUGAAAGCCGCGGUUGCUAGGUAGAUUCUAGUGUGGCCUGCAGGACGGCAAACAGUCAAUACAAGAUGGCGUCUCCGUCAACGCAACAACCGGAGCCGAACCUGUGCGAGUCCCCGGUCCCGGCAUCCAUGUUCUCCCCGGAGCCUGAAGCCGAGGACUCAGACUGCAGCCUGGACGGGGAGCCCAUGCGGAAUGGGGAGGCAGAUCUAGAUCUGACUUCUAAAGUAAGGCUCGGCAUGGGGGUCCUCCUCGCUCCCAGCCUGGCCGGCUGAGGGAAUGGGCUGGGGGACGUGUCACUCAGGACAGGGCGGGGAUGUGGGGCCCUCUAGCUGUCACCGCUCUGCGGGCACCGACAUGACGUGUCCCGGGCCGGCAUUCACCGUCCGCUAUGGCCUACAGUGCCCUGCUAUGGGUCUGUUACACGAUCACACGGGUGACGUGGGCUCCUGCCCAAUACAAACAUGGGGGCAGCUCAUUCAGCAGCCUUAAUAAUAUUACAUUACAUUACACUAUACUACAUUAUAUUACAUUACACUAUACUACAUUAUAUUACAUUACACUAUACUACAUUAUAUUACAUUACACUAUACUACAUUACACUAUACUACAUUAUAUAUUACCUGGCAGGAGAGGCCAUACAGCCUUACUACAUUAUAUUAUAUUGCAUUACCUGACAGGAGAGGCCAUACAGCCUUACUACAUUACCUGGCAGGAGAGUCCAUAUAAACAGAUACUGUAUAUUAACUAUCCUCCAACACCCAGCCUCCCAUUCAUUCAUACUCUGUAUUGAUCGGUCCGUGGGAGAGACAGGUGCCACUCCUAAAGUAUGGGACCCACUCAGCACUCUGUGUGUUAUCUAGUGCAGGACAUAUGGAUCAGAGUGAAAGGGAAGAAAAACACCCCAAACUCAGCUAUACUAUAUAUGAUCAUGUGGCACUCUGUAACUAAACUUGGCUCUUGGCCGGGCUGACGUAUAUGUUUGUAAUUUUCUGCAUUAAAAAUACCUCUUGUUUUAUAUUUAUAUGCUAUUAAGAAACAUUAGUUUGGUUUUAAAAAAAAACAAAAAAAAAACCUACAUUUAAAGAACUUCUUGUUUGGUUUUUCUGAUGAGAUGUAGCGUGUGGGGUGUUUUUUGUUUUUAAUGUAUGUGUGUUGCUUUUAUGUAAAAGCUUACUUUAUUUACUAAACUAACCUAGGAAUUUAUUUUCUUGUGUUUAUUUAAACGCUGGUCUGGCCUGAUUUGGAGUCCCAGCUGUUUUUAAUCGUGUUUACUAUAACAUAAAAGUAAAUUCAUUACUAAUAAUGCUAUAAACUCGUUUCUAUUGUGCCUCUUGCAUGAUCUAUCGAACUAAAUUAUUCUAGUAUGAUUCACCUUAAUCAAAAACAUGUUUGUGUUAAAUGAAUUGACCAAAGUGUGCAAUAUAUUCUCCACACUUUUUUUUUUUUUUUGUACUUGUAAUGACUUUCGUGUGUUUAAUGUGUAUAUUUAAAAAAUCUCUCUCCUCCGUCAGCAGACAAAUAGAUGUGACUUCAUUGCUUAUUGUUUUCUGUCUAUAAAAGCAUUCUGUGAGAGUGCGCUGUAGUGCCUGGCCAACAUUUACAUGUAACAUGGUGAAGGUAGCAAUAGAGCUGUUUCCAUGGGACUAUUCUCCUAUGGCCCUGACUAUCAGUUGUCCACUGGGGUCUUCUUCAAAAAAGACUUCAACUCUCUUCUCCAUUGCAGACAUUUGUAAAUGGUUUUUUAAUGACUCAGGGUUUUGGGAAUGUUCUAGGUAAGUUAACUGUGGAAUGCUGGAAUAAAGGCCAUAUUCUAAUGUGUAAUAAGAUUUUUAGUUUCUGAUGUGUUCUUGCACAUAAUUUUGUAGAAAAAGUUGUGUAUUUUCUAAAUCUCUGUGCCUUGAUUCUUAAUCAGAUUAUUAAAUGAUUGUCAGUUUUUUUUUUUUUUUGUUGUUGUUGUAUGUUGACUUCUAACAGCUGACGAAAUGUGUCUGUAACAUCUGAUCUAGUGGAUGAGUAACUUUUGUUAUUAGUCUGUAAUAUCAGUGGCUGGAACAAGUGGAUGCUAUGUGUGAUACACUUUUAUUCAGUGAAGGCCAAAUCUGUAGUUUCAUAUGUGGCCACUUAAACUUCUGGUUAAUCGUUAUUCUGAUAUACAGAUGCCUGCCCUCUACUGGGGGAUAGUGGAAUUGCCUAGUGAUCACCCAGUGGGUCUUAGUCCAGAUGUUAAGUAGCUAAAUUCAUGUGCUUUUUUUUUUUAUGUAUCAUAUACAUGGCAGAAUGGUAAUCUUUACACUGCCUUCCUUUUUGCUACUUGGCAGAUAUUUGCUGUAAAGAUUCAAUAUUGCAAGGAAAUAAAAAAAACCUAUCCUUGAGGACACUACUGCUCACCUGUCUGUAGCAAACAUGUCCCCCUUCAAGCUGCAGGUGUGUAAAAUGUGUUCUGCUUUAUGCAGUUACUUACCACCUCUUACUCCUGUUUUUAUCAUCAAAUGUAGCUGACCUUAGGUAAUCACAUUCACAAGCACCUUGAGAGGAAAUCUUUUCCAUUACAUAGUAUUACUGUAUGCAUCCUCCAGAAGAGAAAUGCAUAUAAAGGUGUCAUUUCAGGCAAAGGAAUCUUCUCUCUCAAUUCUGGAAUUUACAACUGGAUGUGACCCUUCUUCAUGAAACAAACUGGCAUCAGUGACUUGCACAUUGUGGAGGACCUUCCACCCCUCUAAGGGGGUGCAUGUAUCCAACAUCCUUUUUAUAAAUAAAUUUAACUUGUCGUUUUUUUUUUUUUGUUUUUUUUUUCUUCUACUUUUUAACAUUAUCAAAAACUAAAUGGUGCUUGAGUUUAUUUCCUGACAAAGGAUAAAAAGUCACUUAAAAAAAUAUAAAUUCUAAUAUUUGUUUACACCCUCUCUUCCUACCCUUCCCAUUCUCCCUUUCAAUGGCCUCCGCUGUACUAAAUGAAACUCAAAAGUACAUGUUCUAAAACAAUUAACAUAGGAAACAAAUUUUAAAAAAUGAGCAUAUUGUUUGAUAUCACAGUAGAAUUUACUAUAAUAAAUAUGGCUUUUUUUUUUUUUUUUUUUCAUGUCCAUUAAUUUCGGUGUAGAAAGGCAGACUUAAUGGACAGGUGAAUCUCUAUUUUACUGAAGAGGAAAAGGUCAAGUGUAUAAGAUUUCAGCUGAUGAAAUGUCUCUAACUUCUUGAGCGAGUAACUUGUUUAUGCCUUGUAAUAAUAUGGGUGGGACACAAAAUGCAUUUCAUGCUGUAUGUCUCAUCUUUUGUCUAGUAUAGCUAAUCUAGGUCUUAUAUUUGCUUCUAUGUUUUAGUUCGCUCGCUCGCACUCUCGCUCCCUAAAGUGCUCAUUUUUAAGAAUACAAGUCCAUUAGAAAUAUACCUGUUCCAGUACAGAUUAGGAACAUUUCACACAACCUCCUGGAUAUAUUUAUUUUUUAUUUUAUAUGUACUUAUACUGACUAUCCUAAAUCUACAACACGAGCUGAGGGUUUCCUAAUAAAAAAUAAAAUGGCAGGUGCGGGAGGAACCAUUUCAACCAUAAAACAUGUCUAAUAGGUACAUGUAUAACAUUUAUGUAAUAUCCAAAUGGCACAACAUGAGCAACUGGGAUUGGUAAAGGUUGAGUACUAUCAAUACAUGCAUUUGUUACUGGUGUAUGCAGCAGAAUCAUUGUCAUCCAUGUUGCCUAUUCAAAUGCACCAGCACUAGAAAAUGUAUUAUGUUUAUCAGUAGUUCCCAAACAAGUCUUCAUUGACCCAGCUUUUAUCAGUAUCUCCAUAUGUGCGGUGGUUGCUAUGGAAACCCCCUAGCUGGCACUUCAAGCACUGGCUAUAGAGUAUAGAAAAAGAGUGACAUAAUAUCACUCUAUUUUGGCAAUGAAGCCAGUGUGCCGAGGUUUGCUUCAUGAUGCGUCUCCAAGCAGAGAAAGUCAAAGAACGGAGAUGGUGUGGGGACAGCCAAGAGGUGGCAGUUACGUGAGGUGAUGCCCACAAAUCUUUACGAUGAUGCUGGAAUUCAGAGCGAUGAUUAAAUCUCAAUUUUACAUUGAAUACAUCCCUUAUUUUUGUGAUACAUCAGCAGUUCCCAAACUGUGUGCCGCAGUGCCGUGACAGGCACACAGGUGCUACAGAAUGGUUCCCCGGGGCUAUGAUUAUAGCACCGGGAAACAUUACUGCUGAACACAGGCCUGGUCUGGUUAUACAGUCCUUUUUUAAGACCGCAACUGGGCCCAUGUAAUGUUGGCCUGGCUGGGAGGAAGGGACAGGCUGUCACUUCCUCCCAGCAUCAUACAGAGCGACAGCGUGUGAGGGAGAGGAGCACUCCAAGAGCUGCUCCCGACCCCUCACUCUCACAAGAAGGACCAGGACUCCAAGCCAUCCUCAUGGACACAUAAGGUAACAGAGGAGAGAGAGAGAGAGAGUGUGUGUGUAUAUAUAUUCAGUGUGCUUUUGUGUCUGUGUGGGGUGUUUUUUUUUGUUUUGUUUUUUUUGGGGGGGGGAAUGGGGGAAUUUCCAUUCUCAGGUGUGUAUCUAUAUGUAUGGGUUGGUGUCUAUGAACUUGUGUGUAAGUAUGUAUGUGCAUACAUUCAAGCAGUCAUACAACAGCACAACAUACGAAUACACUCCUGCAAUCUAACACAAAAAUUACAUACAAACACACCUCUGCAUUCAAACUCCAAAAGGAUAUACAAACACGCCCCUUCACUCAAACACAAAUGUACAUCUGCAUUUAAAAGUGAACAUUACAUACAAGCACCCCUUCAAACAUCAACACUGAACAUUACACUAUUGCGCCAGUAAAUUUGGUAGAGCUGCCCAGAUCUAUAACCUAGAACUUUUUACUUGGGGUGCCUUGGAAAAAUAUUUGAAAUAUUAAGGGUGCCUUGAACCUAAAAAGUUUGGGAACCACUGUGAUCGAUGAGGUGUGGCAGUAAGUCCAGGUGUGUGUGGUUGUGUGUGUUUUUUUUUUUUUUCGUCCCUUCCUCCUAUCACAAAAUUAAAUAAUGAAAUGGUUCAGUUUUACCCAUGUCAGAAUAAAGGAAAACAAGCCAUUCAUAAAGUGGAUAAUAUGUCUCUUUGUAUAAAACUAACACCAUGUAUGUACAAAAUAAUGACUUUCCACACCCAAUGUGAUAACUAAUUAUUCUAUCUAAAUCCAAGGCUCACUAGCAACACAAACAAUGGUCAAUGGAAAAACCUACUUGGUGAGCAGGCACUAAUCAGGUUUUAUUGUGUAGCUGCCUAUGGGGUCAAAGUUGCAAUUAAACUACAGAGCUAGUGAAAAUAGACUGUCAAUGGAAGACUAAAGUAAGCUAAAACACACACAGAGGUGGCCGUCUGGCCAUUAUUCUUCGUGUGUGUGUGAGAGAGCUCUAUAAAUGGGAGAACUCACCUGUUCUCACUAUAUUUGUAGUGGAUAGUACAGAGAACAGAAAACCAACAAUAAAAAGUCAAAUAAAUCCAUAAAUGGUUGGUUUCCAAUAGCCUAUAUAAUUAUCUAUUGGAGAAACAAAAGUUAAAUGAAAAAAAUUAUUGGUUAUCCCUUUGGGUGUGGGAGGGGUCAUUACUUUGCACAUACAUUGUUUUACAUAAUAAUAAUACCUUUUAUUUACAGAGUAGGAUUAGCCACUUUUUUCUUUUCUUAUUUCUUUCUACAGCAUUUACCAUAAUUUUGGCAUUAACACCUAUCCUCAAUUUGGACUGUGUAAUUUUCAUCUCCUAAUUUCAAGUUAAGUUUAAUAGAUACAAUAUGAAUAGAAUUUCAUAUGGAGAGAACAGUGAUAAAUAUGAUCUAACACAGUAGUACCCACCACAAUAGCUAUAACUAAUAAUAUUGAUCUAAUAAAUACAUCAGAGCUCUUCAGAUUACACAGAUACAGUGGUUUGCAGUCAGCAAAAUCCAUCUAAACAUGUUAUGUUUGAACCAUCAAUGCAUAUUGGGCAUUUGAUGUAGACUAUCCUUCCUAACUGGUAACUUGGAAUUGGACCUCUGUUACUGUUUUGUAGUCAACAGUAGCAGUAACUUGGCUGAAGAUUAAGUUAGACAAAUCUACAAAGACUUUGUUAGACUGGUAAUCCAUAAUAAUCUUUAACUUUUAUUGUCAAUGCUGAGCUUGUCUCUGCACACCCUUGCUUUGUGUGCACAACCCAAGCUUCUGGAUGCCAUAGUUCUGCUCUGAGCUUUCUAUAUGAACAGCAACCGUCUGAUACCUUGUCUGUGCUCUCUAUACAAUACGUCAGUUAAACCUGUAUUAUUGUAGACAGAGGCAAACACUGCAGAUUGGGAGGACGGGGGCGGAUGGGUGAAAUUAUGGAGCAAAAUUAAACUCCUCAAGCAUAACUAACUGGGGCUUUAUAUGUUACGCUUCCAACCACCAUCUCUAAUGAAUUUAUGGGAUAAUAUAUUAACAAGAUAAAACAGAUCUACUCCCUUAUAGAGUUGCCUAGUUUUCUGCUGCUUUUGCGAGAGACUGGAAUAGAUUUUCCAGCCGUUUCCCAGUUCUUUGUCUUCAUUGAAAGUGUUGGACAUAUCCAUACAUGUGGUGGGGAGAGGGGGGACCACUUACAAUCAGGUGUAUGGCUGGUGUGCAUGCAUUUUCAUAGAAGGCUCCUACAGUUAAAAGUCUUGGUACAUAAUUUCUGUGCAAGAAAAAUAUGGAGACAUGCUGGUAUUUACCCUCUGAAGUGCGUACUUGUAGUCUAAUCUGUAAACUAUCACACUGAAAUGUAUGGUUCUUGUAUGAAUGUAAAAUUACACCUUUUAUUUCACAAGGCUUUUUUUUUUUUUUUUUUUUCAUCCAACUUAAAUAAAUUUGUAUUUAAAAUAGAUUUCCUAUUUCCUAUUAUGACACAAGCAAAGCAAAACUUUGCUCACCUGCAGGAUUUAUAUGUAGAAGUAUGAUUUUAUAGGUACUUUUUAAGUAGGGAAUAACAUGGUCCUAAAAAUACUGUUUUUUAUUCAUUUGUUUUUCUGCAUUUAAGGUACAGAUUAUCAACUUGCUGUUAGAUUGGCCUUCUUCUGUAAUUCUUGAUGUCUUCUUUUGCAGCAUGUCUUGGUAAGUCCCAGUGCGGAGCAAUAUGACAGCCUCCUACAGCAGCUGCGAGAUAGGAUGGAUGAAGGCAGAGGGGAAACCAUAUAUGUCAUCGGACAAGGAUCUGGUAAGUUUAUUUCACAUUGUAGGGGUGUGUGUGUGUUAAAAUUGGUUUGAGAAAAAGCAGAACAUUUGCACUAUAAUAGCUGCCAUAUGAAUUGGCAGGUGUGGCUUCAUUUCAACUUAAUACUCUGUAUAUCCUGAAAAUACAUUUAUCGAAAAGAUUUUAUUAACUGGGGUAGUACUUAGUGGUGGUUGGUGACAUUUUUAAGAUGGUGGGGUGCCAGACUUCUCCUCCAGAAUUUUAUUCCUCCCGAUACAGUACAGAGAUACUCCUACAAUACAGAGAUGCUCAUGCAAUUAAACACGUUGGGCACAACAUAAAGAUCUCUAUAAAAUACAUAGAGUGGAGUACAAUACAGAGAAAACCAUAUCGCAAACAGAUCUGAAAAAAAAACAGUUUGGGCACAAUACAAAGAUACAUGUAUAAUACACAGAGCUGGCUAGACAUCAGAGAUACCAGGACAACAGUAGAGCUGAGUAAAAUUCAAAGAAAUGACACACAGAGCUGGACACAAUAAGGAGACACUCCUAACUAUGCCUCACAGCCAGGAUUACACAGUUCUGCAAUACAGAGAUACCCACACAGUACAUGUGAAGAUAUCUUAUCUCACGCUAUCUUCCUAGCCUUCUCUUUGCCCUCCCUUACAUGAUCUCCUCUUCAGUAAUGCCCCUGCUAUGAUAAACUUGGAUUUCUAUUAAAUAUUACUGCAGUUAUGAAACAUAUUGGCUACUCCAUUAGCUCGCAGCGUACAGGGUUAAAGCCACAAUAUACUUAUAGACUCCUUAUUACCUUUGCAGCUGGCUAUAUAAUUAAUCUACAUUGGUAAUAUGGAGCCAUGAAGUAGCUGAGAUGGUUAACUGAAUCAACAGUUAUUACAGAUUGGAAUCAGAUCAGCCUCAGUCCUGCAGUUAAAGCUUCACAACUUUUCAACUAGCCACAGUAUGAGUGUCCCAGGUCUCGGCUGUAGAGUGAUUGAGUACUGAUGGUGGGUCUGUGCAGUGGGAUUUAUUAAAACACUGUGCUCUGUGUCAGAAAUGUCCCCCUCCUAGUCACCCUUUCACGUACCUAGUUUCAGUCCUCAGGCAGUUACUGGGGCUAUUAGGGGAGAGAAAAGUAAUAAAUAUAUUCUAUAUUACAUUUGGUAGAUACCAGGCGCUACUGCGGCUUUUCUCCUAUGUUAUGACUAUGAUUGUGUAUUUAUAUUUACAAGUGCUACGUUUUCACUUGUGAGUGGAAAUUAUGAUCCAUAAUCUCCCCCCUCCCCCCCCCACCUCCCCUCGUCCCUAUUAAAACCCAUUUGAGCCCACACCUAUACAACCUGUCAAAGGGUAAUAUAUUUUAAGUCAUACCUUACACUCACAAUCAUGUGGCUAUAUUGAAGAAUGAGUCAUGAUGCUAUUUAGGCCGGAUAAUUAGAUUGGUUGAAAUAAUAUUUUAAAUGACUUUUGCAAUGUAGGAAAAUGUUUAAUAUUGUUCAUUAAAUAGCUUUACAAAUCCAUGUUUGCAUCAUGCUUACGUUUCUGUACUUUGCCAUUUUGCUGGACUGUCAUUUGCAAAUAUUGGUACAAAUUUGCAUCUUAAAACUGUUUUACAUUUUUUUGUCUUGUCCGCAGCAUAAUGACGGGGGGAAAAAUGCCAGCUGCACUCACGCUCUUUCAGAAUGAUGCUUCAGGCGUGCUUUAGAGCAGGGGGCUCAAAAUGUAGAUCUCCAGAUUUUAGAACUGCAAAUCCCUUGAUGCUUUGCCAGUCUUUAGAAUGGCAAAACAUAAUGAGAUUUUCAGUUUUACAACAUCUGUAAAUUUUUCUUCAAGCACACCCUGCCCUAAUGUAUUUCAUGGGCUUCCUGACCAGUAGGGAGUAACAAUCUUUUUAUAGUUCAACAGUUUUACUGUCUAGAUUAAAGGAAUACUCUAGCAUUCCGAAUGUGUGGUUUUGUAAUUUUGUUGUUUGUUUUUUUUAUUUUUUUAUUUUUUCAAACAAACCUUUGCAGUUCAGGCCACUUGAAGGACUUUUUACCAAUAGACUGUUUCUAAUUAAGAAGCCUUGGGAUGCAGAGAGCAUGCACGGCAAUUGCCAUGCUGAUCCUGCAAUGCCUUGAAUCCAAGGCUUCUCUAUUAGAAGUAUUGCUUUUCUGCUGGAGCAGAAAUUGAUUACGAAGAUCAUCCUCCAGGCUGUCUGAGAGGUGAGAGAGUGAUAUAUUGAUAAGGUAUGAAAUAAGAGGUGCUCUUUUAACUCCAAAAGAACUUCAGUGAGUUCCUUCUAAUGUGCCCGUAUAGCAGGCUUCUUAAAACUCCGGCCCUCCCGAUGUUGCUGAACUAACUCCCAUGAUUCUAUGAAUGAAGUAAAAUAGGCUGAGAAUCAUGGGAGUUGUAGUUCAACAACAUCUGGAGGGCUGGAGUUUGGGGAAGCCUGCCAAAUAGUAUGUGUAACUUAAAGGUACACUAUAGUCACCAAACCAAAUUUAGCUUAACCCCGUCCCGCAGUCGCGGGGUUAACGCUCAACUGGUCUGCCUCGGUAUCCGUGGCAGACUGGGAGCACCGGAGGACAUGGGCUGCAGGGACUCACGAUCAGCCUCCCUGCGCUUCUGGGUUCACUGUGAAGUGCAGGGAGAUGGGUCAGUGCUGAUCCUCUUCUCCCUGUAAAAAAAUUUAUAAAGAAUUUAAAUAAUGAUAAAUCCCACACACCCCCCUUUCCCCUGCUUUAAUAAAAUUAACCCCUUCCCUGCCAAUUGAUCAGUGACUAGAGUGAUCAAUUGGCAGGGAUUACAUUUUACUGUCAUCUGAGGUUAAAUUUAUUUUAUUAAGGGGUUAAAUUUAUUUUAUUAAUUUUAAAUAUUUAGAAAUUAUAUAUUUAGCUAGCUUGGAUAGGUUGAGGUUAGUGGGGAAUUGGGGGGUUUGGUGUUAGGCUAACUAGGGGUUAACGUUAAAGUUUUAAAAUAAGCUUUAAAAAGUCGUUUUUUGGGGGGUUUUUUUGUAACGUUUAAGUUAAAAAAAAAUACCACCCCCCCUGUUUGCCCAGUCCAAAUAAAAAUUAACCCCUUCCCUGGCAGUUGAUCACUGCCUACAGUGAUCAAAAUACAGAUCACAGUAUUAUACUGUGAUCUAACCUUUUUUUUUUUUUUUUUUUUUUUUUAACCCCUGAGGAUGAACUUUUAUUCAUUUUUUUUUUUUUUUAAACCCUCCGGGGUUCAAUUUAAUUUAAAUAUUUUAUAAUUAUAUAUUUUGCUAGCUGGGGUGGGUGGGAGUUAUGGGAAAGUGGGGCAUUUACUGUUAGUGCUGCUUACUGCUAGUUAGGGGUUAACGGUAAAGGAAAAGUUUCUAAAAAAUUUUUAAGUGUAAAAAAAGUUAAGAAAGUUUAAAACAUUUAAAGGACCACUAUAGUGCCCUGAGGUUGCCCCCACCCUCUGGGCCCCCCUCCCGUCGGGCUCUAGGGUGAGGAAGGAGUUAAAAUCUUACCUUUUUCCAGCACCGGGCUCCCUCGGCGCUGGGGAUUCUCCUCCUCUUUCUGCCGCCACCGACUGAAUGCGCAUGCGCGGCAAGAGCAUGAGACAGCCACUAGAGGCUGGAUUAACCCAUUUGUAAACAUAGCAGUUUCUCUGACACUGCUAUGUUUACAGCAAAAAGGGUUAAUCCUAGAGGGACCUGGCACCCAGACCACUUCAUUAAGCUGAAAUGGUCUGGGUGCCUAUAGUGGUCCUUUAAUAAGUAUAAAAAAAAAAAAAUUCAAAACAAGUUUUACAAAGUAAAAAAAUGCAUAAAAAAAUGCUCAUUACCACUACACUUGGAACAUACUAGCGAAAAAAUGAUCCCACACUAAUGUUCACAAUAUGCCUUUUGAAUUACCCCGUGGUGUAUUCUUUAAUAAAUAGUAUGUGUUUGUGGGGGAGUUUGAAUAACCAGCCAUCUAAUCUACUCCAAAAUGGAACAUGGACACAGCGUAAAACUUCAAAGUUAGAAAAAAAACUGGCUGCAUCUCAAAUGUGCCCUGUCAACAUCCACAUAUACCUGGCAAAGGUACAUACGGGGGUAUUGCUGUACUUGGCUGACAUAGCUGAGCAACAUAUGAAGUAUUAUACAGUCGUAGCACACAUAAGGUUUGCAAAAUAUAAACUCACUUUGUGUGUCAAAAAGGCAGAAAAAAAUGCUUAUUACCACUACACUUGGUACAAGCUAGCAGAAAAAUUAUCCCACGCUAAGGUUCAAAAUAUGCCUUUUAAAUUGCCCUGGGAUGUCUUUUUGAAAGAAAUGGUAUGCCUUUAUGGUGUAGUUGUAAUAUGUAGCCUGCUCAAGUGCUCUAAAGUGGGACAUGGACGCAUCAAAACCCUCCAUGAAAAUUCACACUUAAAAACCUGAACUUGUCACGUCUCUUUUACAGCAGUGUAACGUCACAAAAUAGUGUCUAGGUCAUACAUUUGGGCAUAUUGUUUUACACAGAAGAUGUAACUGAGCAUAAUUUGUGGAUUUUUAUGACAGUGGUACAUAUCAAAUGCAAGAUCUACUCAGCAAAAAUGCAACAUAUAUGUAAAAAUUCAAUUUUUCCUCCCUCACCCCAAACCUUGACAUAAAUUGGCGAACAAAUGGUGACAAGUUAAGGCACAAUAUACACCAUAAUAGAUACCCUGGGGUGUCUGCUUUAUCAAAUGAAAGCCCUUUGUGGGGUUAUUUGAACAGCCACACUGCUAUAAUACCCUAAAAUGAGAUAUAGGCCCGUCAAAUCCAUCUUGGAAAAUUCUAACUAUAGAAACUGUAAUAGCCUUGUCUCUUAUAUGGCAUUGUAGCUUUACAGAAAAGUGCCAAAGGUAUACAAUGGGGGUAUCGUGAUACUCAGCAGAUGUAGCUGAACACCAUAUGGGGUUCUGUGCAGGAAUAGCACACAGCUUUAGGAAAUACACAUUACAAAAACUUUGUUAUAUUUGAAUAUGCCAAAAUAGAGAAAAAAAACACAAUUUUACUCCAAUAUUUAGCAGAGAUUGACGAUGAAAUGGUUACGUAAAAAGUGUCAAACUAACCUUAGGUAAAUAGCCUGUGAUGUCUACUUUAUAUAAAAAAAAAAUUUUUCUGUGGUGGCUACUAAACCUACAAGACAAACAAACAUACCAACUUCUAAAAUUUUAUUUUAGUCCUUAUAUUAUGGGACCUGUGACUUUCAAAAUAAGCUGAAAUCCUAUACAUAUUAUGUAUUCUAUAAAUCAAGACACGUAAAUGAAUUUAUUUUGAAUUACUUUUUAUAAACUGGACAUAUUAUGCAAACGCUAUUAUUGCCAAAACUGUGGAAAAAAAUUUUUUCAUUUUUUUUUUCCAUUUUGUGGCGCUUUUUUUUUUUAUAAUUAAUGAGAAUAUAUCUAUGUAUAUGUGACAUAAAAUUAAAGCCUUGUUUGUCCUCUGAAAAAAUGGUAUAUAAUAUGUGUUGGUGCAAUAAAUGACAGAGAUGCAAAUUGCGUUUGAACACACACAGCAAAAAAUGCAAAAAUGGCUUGUGUCCUUAAGGGUAAGACAAGCUUUUGAAGCUGUGUCCUUAAGAGGCUAAUGAAGCAAUUUUGGUGUAUAGAUCAUGCCCCUGCAGUCUCAGUGCUCAAUUCUCUGCCAUUUAGAAGUUAAAUCACUUUAUUUAUGCAGCCCUAGUCAUACCUUCCUGCAUAUGACUUACAAAGCCUUUCUAAACACUUCCUGUAAAGAGUCAUCUACUGUCUUCUCUUCCUUUAUUGCAGAUACUGUUUAAUUUAGAUUUUCUUUAUAUCCUGCUCUGUUAAUAGCUUGCUGGACCCUGCAGUAGCCUCCUGUAUAAGUAAUUAAAGUUCAAUUUACAGAGUAGAGUAGUAGAGAUGCAAAUUACACCUGCUUGAACAUGAAACCUGCUUUAGUGCAGGCUGUGUCCGUCACAUCCAUAUGUGGUGGGGCUAUGAAAUAAUAUCACCAGUAUGGAAAAGGACUUUUUUGAUUAUUUUAAGCUAUUAUCAAAUGUUGUAAUUUCAAAAUCACUAAGUGCUGCUCUACUCCAUCUAAAACUCCCUCCUUUGCAAAAAAUGUAUUUCUCUUUUAUACAUUGUAUGAGCGCAACAAAAAUUGUAAUGGCCAGAAAUUGAAAAUCUUCAGAAUCCCCAUCUUGGCCCUAGUUUAGAAAACUACUUAAUUUCCAGUUGAUAAUGGAAAGAAUGUUAAAGGGAUCCUAUAGUGAGUUAAUAGGUGUGUGUGUGUGUGUUCCCUCCCGCACGGUUUAAGGGAUUAAAAACCCCUUCAGCCACUUACCUGAAUCCAGCGCCAGUGUCCCUCGAUGCUGGGUCAGGCUACGCCCACGCUCCUCUCCUGUCGACGUCAGCCGGCGGGGCAGACCUAAUGCUCGGCAAUGGCCUCGCUCGUUAGACCUCCCCGUAGGAAAGCAUUGCUCAAAGUUAGUCUCUGACUUAAAAUGCAUCUAGGGCAUGUGCUUUUCUAAAAUUUGCUUAAAUAAGUACAUGAAGCAUGUAACUAAUUUUGAAUGUAUUAUUUUAAGUUAAAUUUUUUUUAUUUUUUACAGAUGGUACAGAAUAUGGACUUAAUGAGGCAGACAUGGAUGCAUCGGUUGCUACAGUAACCAGUAUGGCAGAGCAGAUUGGUGCUGACAUGAUCCAGCUGCGAGAGCACCAAGAGGCUGGAGGCAAAGUACAGGACUACCUGGUGCGCAAGAGGGUCGGUGAUAAUGACUUCCUGGAAGUCCGGUAAGAACACUUCUUGCGAAGCAGCAUGAAUUUCUCCGUGUAAACUUCCUUGUCUCUGCUGACAGAUCACAGCUUUUCAUAACAGAUCUGUUCUACAUGCUUUAAUCCUCAAUCGUUACAGUGCCGUAUCCAUUAGUGCUUAUCCUAAGCAGAUUUUGUUAGUGGUCCAACAUAGAAACAAUCGAAGCAAUCUGUAUAACAACCACAGCCUUAUGUUUAAGUUGAAUACCUGUGUGUUCCCAUGCUGAUGUAAUGAUACGGCUGUAAUAGAUACCUUAGCUGUUACAAUGCUGGACCACUCCCGAAACCAUUCGAAACACAGAUCCCUAAUUCAUUUAGCAGCUGUGUUUUCCCUAGCUUAUAAAGCCAUACAUAAAUUGUGUUUAUUUUGAAUUAAAAAUGUUGACACUAAAUCAGUCCAAUUUAUCCAAGAGGUCCAAAUUGGACAUUUGAGUGUAUAUUUUGUACCUUGAUGCUGUGUCUCAAGCUAAUAAAUGGUACUAAACUAACAUCCACUCACAGGUCACAUUCUAAUAAAUCCUUCUAAGCGUCUAGCAGGAUUUACCUUAACUUUGAUUUUGGGCUUCAAAGAAUUAUGAAAAAGUAUUCCGUUCGGGUUUUGGCCUCUGAAAUUUCCAGUGUAGGAAGUGUUUAGUUAUUCGCCAAUGUGUGAACUAUCAGGAGUUCAAUGGUUCUGUGCUUUUCUCACAUUUGAGGCCACAAUAGACACAUUUGAAAUAUUCUUAGUUAUGUUUUUGGUUUUUCUAUUUUAGCCUAAAAUUUGAAAUUCAUGUUGAAUUCCUGACAAUUCACUCCUUAGUUAAGAGGUAUUAUAAUUAAAGGUUUACUCCAACUGAAUUGAAGUAAUCAAGGUGGUAGGUGUAUGUAUUUACAGUGGUUUGGUUUGAAACACUGCACGUAAGAAGAUAUUUUUAAUUGUGUGCUGGGGAAAGUUGCACCCGUGACAACUCUAUUCUGGGCCUCAAAUGUCAAUUCUUUGCAUUAUAAAAAAAUAAAAAAAAAUCUUUCUUCAGUGUGCUGUCAACAGAAGUGUUAAUCUAUUCCCUCCCAGUCACUGGGUGCUUCUUCCAUUGCACACUUUUUAAAUUUUUUAUUUUGUUUUAUAAAUAAAAGCCCCCACCCACCAAUCCAUGCGUUCUGAGCCGGUAAAAAUAUCCAAUCUUGGGCUUAUCUAUGAGAGUCCAGUGAUUGGACUGCACAAAGCACAUGUAACGUCAGACGGCGUAGCAGUCAUUGCCAGGAACUUGAUUCAAGGUAAGUAAAACUCCUUCUUUUGUAGCCUAUUCUGCUAGUGGGAGGGGUAAGGGGCUUUUUGCAUAGUGCCAAAUAGAGCUUUUUACACCAAAAAAGGACUGUCCGUCCCAUCCCGUCACCCCACUCACCUAAGGAUGGGAGUAGUCUUUUAAGAAAUCUAAUAGUACAGGUGUGCCCUUUCUGAAAUAAUCUUCUAUACAAAGGCAAAUGUAAAUACUGUCAUAAAGGCUGACUGCCAAGGCACGAGGCAGUGUCUGUAUUUGAAAAUGUAAAUGUAUUUGAAUUUAAAGAUAAGUUAAAAAAGCAACACAUACUGUAAAAUGUUAUAUAUCAGGAAGCACACUAUUGUAAUAAUGGAGCCCUGAGCAGUGCAUCAUAAUUUUAUAGCAGACAGUGAUGAAAGACUGUGGAGAUGCUGCUUCCUGUACACAAACUUACUUAAAUUAUGGCACUCGUGUUUUUAUGACAAAAUCGUGGCUUCUUGCCUUCAGACAAGAAUAUUUUUACUAUGAAAAUAGUGAGAUUUCAAUUUAGAACAAAAUUUCUCUCUCAUGUUUGGCUGUGUUGCAAACCUGCUACUUACAAAACAAAAUGUUAAUCUCCAUUUUUAUUAUUUUUUUCUAUUUAUCCUCCUACCCCCUUCUCUAGAGUUGCAGUUGUUGGCAAUGUGGACGCAGGGAAGAGCACGCUGCUAGGUGUCCUGACCCAUGGAGAGUUGGACAAUGGACGUGGCUUUGCUAGACAAAAACUCUUCCGUCAUAAGCAUGAGAUUGAAUCAGGUCGCACCAGUAGUGUAGGAAAUGACAUCCUUGGUUUUGACAGCCAUGGUCAAGUGGUUAAUAAGCCUGACAGCCACGGAGGAAGUUUGGAGUGGACCAAGAUCUGUGAGAAGUCAUCUAAAAUUAUCACUUUUAUUGACUUGGCUGGCCAUGAGAAAUACCUGAAGACCACAGUGUUUGGAAUGACCGGCCACCUGCCUGACUUCUGCAUGCUUAUGGUGAGAUGUGGUGUUGUGCCGUGUCUGCACAUAAGCGAUUAUUUUUGUUUAUUACAUAAUUGGAACAAAGUAAGGAAUGUGCACAAUUUAGUUGGGAAUUAAACCUCAACAUUUCCAGGGAGCAUGCAGCCUUGAUUCAUGCUUGCAGCAACUAGAACGGUGAGAUCGAUCAACUGACACUGCAGAACUAAGCUCAGGAAAUUUCAGCUCUACAGUUUUCGUAGUGAAGGUGGAGAGCAGUGCGCAGCGGACCCCAGAUAAGAAGCCAAAAAAGUUUGACUACUUACAAUGAGGAGAGGAGCCAGGGCACUCCUUGCACCAUAACCACAACAACUAGUGGUUAUGGUGCUAAGAGUGUUCCUUAAUUGGUGUUUCAAUCCAAAAUGUGCACACAUAGCUUUUGUUUAUAUUUCACAUACAAAAACAGGUUGUUUUUUUUUUGUUUUGUUUUUAACGUAUCACCUUUGAACAUAUAUACUGGUCAAUCAUCCAGUUUCCAGUGGACGGUGUUCUAAGUGAUCAAAUCACUAAUCAAACACUUCCACUUAAGAUUUGAAAUUAUUCUAUGAAAGAUCUUUGCCAUUUUGUUUAAUAGAAAAUGUAAAAAUAGACUGUAAUCUAAGAAACAAUUGCAGGAUAGUGCCAAUAAAAUAAUGUUCUGACAAAAGUUGCAAAAUACUAUAAUAUAUAAGGGUUUUCCUUUUCUUUUCUAGGUGGGCAGCAAUGCUGGUAUAGUGGGAAUGACCAAGGAACAUCUGGGCCUAGCACUGGCACUAAAUGUUCCUGUCUUUGUUGUUGUAACAAAAAUAGAUAUGUGUCCAGCGAAUAUACUGCAAGGUGAGCUGCUGCAUAGAGACCUGCUCAAUUAUAUUUUUUGUUUUGUUUUUCCAAUUCUUUAAUUUAAAUUUGACUUAUUUCAGUAGAAGUUAUGUUUAAGAAGUAUUUUGGAUUGAUGGAAUUGUUCCAUGAACCAUCUGGUCCAUUAACAAAUGUCUUGGCUGCAAGUGACCUGCAAAUAUGCCAUAUUAUUUUAAAGGUAAAACAAUGUAUUUAUUUGAUGAGCUAAGGACCUUGCAGGCAAAGGUGUUGCUACACUUGGCAAUCUGUUUUUCUGUAGUUAAUAUUUCUGUGCCAAUAAUUGCCAAUGGCAUUGAGAUAAAAAGUUCCAAUAUGGCCACGAUGGAGCACGUACAUUUAUUUUUACCCUUCCCAAGUACUUGAUCAUUAUACGUUCCCAAAAAAGGGGUACCUUUGGAAGACAGGUGUUCUCUCACAUUGGAGGAGGCAGUGGCACAAAAAUUGAUACAAGCAUUACUUGUGUUUGUUCCAACAUUAACCUAAAAAAAAGCUAAAAAAGUGUAAAUAAAUAAAUUUUACUUAUAAAUUCAUUUUACUCCAUAUAUCUAUCUGAAUUGAAAACAAAUUUAAUUGCAGAUAAAUAAAGUAUUCCUCUUGGGUUUUUUCAUCUGCAGAAACAUUAAAGCUGUUGCAGAGGCUGCUGAAAUCUCCAGGUUGUAGGAAAAUCCCAGUAUUGGUACAGAAUAAAGAUGACGUGAUUGUCACUGCUUCCAACUUUAGUUCUGAGAGGUAUUUGGAAUCUCUUUCUUGCCACUUAACUUCUUUCCAGCUCUUGAUAUCCUGUGCUGUAAUAAUUAUGUGGGCUUUAAUGCUCCUUACAUCUACUUUUCUCAUGCUGGACUGAUUUGUUUCCUCUUGUGAAACGCCAACCCACUAAAACACUUUUCCCCGCAUAGUCAAACUCUCCUAGUCUGUCUUCCUUUAAACUUUUCCUAAAGACAUUUUUGUUCAGGAAAGUGUAACACUCAACUCUGUAAUGCAGUUCCACUUACCCAAUAAAUGCCCUCUUGUCCUAUUAACAUCAACCUAUCUAACUUGCUGAGUGUAAGCCAAUUAAUUUAAAACAAUAUGAAACUCUCAGCUCCUCACUUUUAAAAUGGUUUUAUGUUACAGAUCACUACUAAAGACGGUAAAACUUUAACUCAAAUUUCUGUACCAUGUGGCACUAACAUUUCUGACUUAUUCUUCACUGCUCUCUUGCUGUUUUUGAAACCAUUACUAAAUGUGCCAACCAAAAGGUAUGCAACAAGGUCCUCAUUCAGUGUAAUCACAGGACAUCAAGGCUGCAGAAUAGCUAUUAUUGUCAUGUCAUUAUUGGCAAACCAUUUUGACCCGGUGUCCAGUUGCUAAUGUUGCAUUAUUUAAAAAGUCCCUUUCUAACACCUACUUCUUUUGUAUGGUUUUUAGCAAUACUCCUUAAUUAAUUUUGAGUGUAUUUUUUUUUUAGAGCCGUAUAUUAAUUACAAUUAUCUUAUGUAGCACUGACAUGUUCUGUAGCGCUGUGCAAUAGGUAAAUUGGAUAAACAAUGAAUAUUAAUUAAACAUGUAAGAUGUAUGGGAACAGUAGGCGAAGAGGGUCCUGCCCAAACAACCUUACAAUUAUGGACUUUUGCUUUGUCCCUUGUGAUCUCCAGUAUUAUAACAAAGUUGGGCAACUGUGGCACAAAUGCAAUAAAUAUGGUAGAAACAUGUAUCUACCUGCCUUUUAUAACGGAUUGGCCAUACAAAUAACUACUAAAGUCAGCAUUGAAAUAAAUUGUUUCUAUACAGUUACCUAAUGUGCAGGUAAUGUUUUCUUGCCUGCAAAGUUAUACAUUGUCAUUUAACAAACUUAUUUUACGGAUGACAUUCUAAAUCUGUAGUAAUCUGUUGCUUACAAUAAUCUUAAUGUCGAGAGAAAACAAUCUUUGAACAAUGUGUGCCCAACUCUGUUCAUGAGGCUACUGUCCUGUCAGCUUUUGUGUGUUUAGAAACCUGUUGUGUUUGUGGUCCUGUUUUAGAACUGGAGUUCAGUGUUCCUUUAGUCAAACAUACAUUGAUGGAUAUCCUGUCUUGUAUGCGUGAGGCUGUGAGACUGGAAUAUAGAUAAUCCCGUUAACUAUAGCAACAUUCUGCAUUUCUCUAUUAACCUUUUUUCUUUUUCUCUUUGCACAGGAUGUGUCCGAUCUUCCAGAUCUCAAAUGUUACAGGGGAAAACCUGGAUCUUCUGAAGAUGUUUCUGAAUCUUCUUUCUCCUCGCAGCAGCUCACGAGAGGAGGAACCAGCUGAAUUUCAGAUUGACGAUACCUACUCUGUGCCGGUAUGCAUUUAAAAAAAAAUCAAAAAAAAAAAUCAUACAGACUACCACUAGAUCAAACCUGGUCCUAUAAACACCCAGAAAAAAAUAUUUAUUUUAUUAUAUUUUGCUGGGGAGGGGGUUAUUCAUUUUACUGUCCCAACAUGAGAUGUUCAGUCUGACUUACUUGAUGAAAGUUACCUCCAUAUCCUUAAGCUUGUUUGUUUUUCUCUCCCUGCAGGGUGUGGGCACAGUUGUUUCUGGAACAACGCUGAGAGGUCUAAUAAAGUUAAAUGACCUCCUGCUUCUAGGACCUGACCCACUUGGCAGCUUCACUUCCAUUGCAGUAAAGUCCAUUCACCGCAAACGAAUGCCAGUUAAGGAGGUUCGAGGUGGACAGACUGCAUCUUUUGCGUUGAAAAAGGUAAGGACAUUGUUAAACAUUAUAUUUAAUUAACCCUAAGCUAAAUAUUUAAGUGUUAAUGUUUAUUUUAUGCUUACUAUAUUGUCAUUUUAUCAUAGACUCUGCUGGUGAUAUAGAAGGCUUAAAAUUGGAAUUCUCUUUUUAUAAAGCUUGUUGUUUCCAUUAGAAGUUGUAUAAAUUGCAAAUGGAUCAUUUUAUUGUACAUUGGUACCUCUGUUUACAAAUUUAAUGCAUUCUCCGUGACCUUUGUAUUGCGAAAAAUUUAUAAACCGAAACGUGGUUUCCCAUAGGAAUACAUUGAAAACUAAUAAAUCCGUUCCGGAGAUCAGAAAAAAGUCAAAAUGAGCUGGCAUGGAAACCAACCCACAAUGCAGAACACACAGUAAAACGCAUACAAAAAACAAAGUUCAGCUCCCUACCUUUCCACCACUUGAGAAAUGCACCAAUAAGUUCCAAAACAGCUGCAAAAAUUUUCCAGAAUGGCUCCAUAACUCGAUGCAAAAACCGCUGCAACACCUCCACACUCUCAUGUGCACAGACUCCAGCACUCAUGCGUGCGGAGCUAUAAACCUCCCAGGCACAAUGCAUCCUGGGGAAACUUGCUUCGUAUUGCAAAACAAAUUCGUAAACCGAGGCAUUAUUUUCAAUGUAUUUUCAUUUGUAUACCUGAAAAUUAUGUUAACCGAGGCGUUUGUAAACCGAGGUACCACUGUAUAUUUUAUCAUAUUUGUAACUUUCAACUGGCUGCAUUUAUUACGUAAUACCCAUCAAUGCCUUCCAGUAUACAUUUUUGUGAAAGUUAUCCAAUAAUUCAGUCUACUUUGUAACUUUUAAUUUUAUCUUGUUUAUAUGAUUCUCUUCCCCCAGAUUAAACGCUCCUCUAUCAGAAAAGGAAUGGUAAUGGUUUCCCCACGACUUAACCCACAAGCUUCAUGGGAGUUUGAAGCAGAGAUUCUUGUGUUGCACCAUCCUACUACAAUCAGCCCUCGUUACCAGGCCAUGGGUAAUUAUUCUGCCUCUGUGUCUAGCUGUUAAAAGAUUCGGGGGCAGUAGUUCAUUGUAUUUAUGGGCAUUGUAAUGCAAAAUCAAAGAUUAGAACAAUAUCAACUGCAUAAAAUCAAAACCCAGGGAAACAUGUUGAUGCAUUUUUAUGUAGGGUUUUUUCAGUAUUUUGGUGCAAGAGUAAAAAAGUGUGCUAUUUAUUUUAUUACUUUUGCACGCAAGAGAAUUACAUAUAAUACACAAUUUCAAGAACAAAUGGACAAAGCUUCACAAAUUAGAUACUUUACAAAAUAAAGUGUUUUUGUAAGUUUUUUUUUUUUUUUUAAUGUAAUUAGAUCCUCCAAUAUCUUGAUGAAACUUUGUUUUUAAAAGCGAGAGAAUAUUAGAGGACAUAAUCUGUUAUAUCCGUGUGUUUAUAUAAUGAAACCCACUUAAAAAGGGAGGGGCAUGUUUAGUAAAGGUAAGAUCGAUUUAAGAUGUUACAUAGAGAACAGUAGCCUACAGAGCCAGAACAAGCAAAUCAAAAAAAACACACAUCUAAACAUUAUAACAAAAUGAGCCAUGAGAGAGAUCCGUAAUUUUUCAGCUGGGGCUCAUCCUUCCCAGAUGGAAUCCCUCCUGACACUAAUGGCUUACUCUAAUCAGUUGUCCUAUUUAGAACGUUUUUAUAGUUGGUAUAGACUCCACUCGCAGUUUCAGCAAACCGUUAAGAGCACGUGUGAUAGAUAGUUUAGAGAGAGAGUGGAUAUGUUUGUCGCUUUUUUUCCAGCAGUUGACGAGAGCCCCACUUGUAAGAAAUUUCAUGCACUCUAAGCAAUUGAAUGACAAGAUGGAAUGAUGCACAAAGUCUUUUAUGUAUGCUUUUGGUAGAUGGAACAUUAUCCGUUCGCACAGAAGGGCUGUUUGAGGAGUCUGGCACUUGAAAUAAGGCUUGUAGAUUGUCACUUAGGCUGUCAUCCUUCGAAGAUGCCAAGGAGUAGGCCUCUUUUGGCUCCAUCUUAGCAAGCAUGUACCUUUUGAGACUGCCGCAGGAAAUCUCCUGACAUGGUCGCAAUAUGCGCUUUUUAGAUCUCUUUCCCAUCCUGAACUGCUUAGAAGGAGCAGCAAUUGGGAUCAGUGAGAGAGAAAAAAUUGCAAUGGAAAAGUUUAAAAUAAACACAAAUAGUUUAUUGACUUUGUAAGGCUAACAGUCUGUGUUUGUAGCCAGCUGUGAUAUUCGGCAGCUUACAGAAGUAUACUUUUUGGUCUUCUCUUUCAUCUGUAUUAUGCCUUUAAAUUCCUAACCUGUUUCAUAGAAAUCUAAAACUAUACAAUAAAAAUGAAAAUGCCAUUGUCAGGGCACAAAAUCUCCACUAAUCAUUGAUGAAUGAAAAAUUCACCUGUGGUAAGUGCCAUGGACACAUGCUUAGGACUUUUAAGAAUUUUAAGUGUGUGUUUAUUAUAUAAUCCAUUUAUUUAUUUCAAAUGUUUUUUGUUUUUCUUUAGUUCAUUGUGGCAGUAUUAGACAAACUGCGACCAUCUUGAGCAUGAGUCGUGACUGUCUGCGUACUGGAGACAAAGCUACAGUUCACUUCCGUUUCAUCAAAACACCAGAGUAUUUGCACAUAGAUCAGAGGCUGGUGUUCAGAGAAGGCCGUACAAAAGCUGUGGGCACUAUAACAAAGGUAAGCGUUUCUGGAUCUGUGUUUUGGAUGAGUUUUGAAAGUAGUUUGCCUAUUUUGUUUUUCAUAAAAAAAUAUAUUUUUUAACUUCUUUAUGCUUUUUAAUUGAUACAAUUUUUACUGAAGUUUUGAGAAAUAGCUUAAAACAUUGUCUGUAACUAAUAAACAGAAACUCCUAUACCUACUAUAUCCUUUAAAUUAAGGUAGAUCGUGGUGGAACAAUUGUCAAUGUCAUUCAUUUGUUUUAGGGGGGUGGGGGAGUGGUGGGUGUGGAGGUUUCGUGUUGUUGAAGUUCUUGUUGCUGUUUAGGUGAUUAUAGUUUUUUUUUAUGAAUACUAUUCUAUUUUUUGUUUUCCAUAAGGAUAAAAUGUAAAAAGGAUUAAAAAAAAUUGAAAAAAAUCCCACCCCUUCCUCUUCUAUAAAAUCUAGAUAGGGGGAAUAACAAAUUUGCUUUUAAUCAAUUACUGUUUUGAACACUUUAUUUAUUUUUCUUGUACUACUGGUAGUAUUACUACCUAUUUUUAUUUAAUCACUAUAGUGGAACAUACUGAUCAUAUUGUGAACAAAUCUGGCUAUACCAUCCUGCUGCAUUUGUUUGGCCAUUGACCCGUUACCGCAGUUGGGACGUGUCAUUACAUCCGGAACGGCAUGGGAUUUUACCACGUUAUGGUAUAAAAAUGCUUGUACCAUGCUGACGUCUGAGAAAAGUGACUCCUUUGACAUAUAUGACAGCGACACAUUUACUGUGUCAGAUGUAGAGCACUAAGUGAGCCUUCUGGUGAUGGUGCUCCCAUCGGAACACCAUCUAUCAUGAGGCUCUCAGAACACUACACUGUGUGUCUGAGCGUAACUGGGCACCACCAAAUUUAAAGGGACACUAUAGUCACCAAAACCACUUUGUCUUAAUGAAGCAGUUUUGGUGUAUAGAUCAUGUCCCUGUUGUCUCACGGCUCAAUUCUGCCAUUUAGGAGUUAAAUCACUUUAUUUAUGAACCCUAGUCACACCUCCCUGCAUGUGACUUGCACAGCCUUCCUAAACACUUCCUGUAAAGAGUCAUCUAAAGUUAAUCCUUCCUUUUUUGCAAGUUCUGUUUAAUUUAGAUUUUCUUAUCCCCUGCUAUGUUAAUAGUUUGCUAGACCCUACAAGAGCCUCCUGUAUGUGGUUUAAAGUUCAAUUGACAGAGAAAAAGAUACAAUUGUUUAAGGGAAAUUACAUCUGAUUGAAAGUGAAACCAGUUUGUUUUUUUCAUUCAGACUGUGUCAAUCAGAGUCAGGGCUGCAUAAACAGAAACAAAGUGAUUUAACUCCCAAAUGGCAGUGAAUUGAGCAGUGUAAGCAUGAUCUAUACACUAAAACUGCUUCAUUAAGCUAAAGUUGUUUAGGUAACUAUAGUGUUCCUUUAAGUGACUCUGAAAUCCCCCCAAUCUCUGGCAUCACAACAAGAGUUGACAUUCGUGAGACAGAAAAUGAUUUUAAUCUGUUUAUGACAAAUGGCAUAAUUUGAGUUUAUUGCUGCACAAAUUAAUUUCGUAUUGUAGCCAAUAUCUUGCUGCCAAUCCCGAAUCUCACUACAGCAGGAGCAAAAUUCAGCACCCCACUGACCACACUGAAAUUAAGAUUUUGGACCCUGAUGCUGGUUAUGGGGAUUGUGUGAAUGUUCAGAAUUAGGAGUUACUGGCAUACACAUCCCAUCCUAGCUUCCCUUGGGAUUAUGAAGAGGAACAGGCAUUAACAGCUUCUUCGUAUCCUCUAUUUCAGUGCCCGCUUUGAACUGCACCCCAGUAGGACAGGCUACACAAUAUUAGGCUCUUAAUUGAGCACUUGUCAAAUUACAAAAAGUGUGUACAAUUUAAUAUGAAAGAGGUAAAUUAUGGUUUAACAAACCUAUAGCCUAAAUUCUAGGUUUUGUUUUGGUUCAGAGUUUAGACAAUUGCCUCCAUCCUUACGGGGUUAACUCUUGUUAAGGAAUGUGCAACAUCUCACAAGGUUCUUUUUUUAUCUCAUGUGAACUACUGUAAGCCUUAAUGGGCAAAUAUUAUUAUCCCUUUUUUGAGUAUUCUCUAUUGUUUUCUGAAAAUGCAUUGUGCUGCUUGGAUGUGGUGUGGGUGAGUGUCAGAUAUUCAGAUGGGUUUUUAGACAGUUUAUUUGUUUUCUACUCAUUUUUAUGCAGUUGUUACAAAGCACAAACAAUCAGCCAAUGAACUCUAAACCACAGCAAGUCAAGAUGCAGUCUACCAAAAAGAGCCCGCUUGGGAAGAAAGAAGAACAGAGCCCGGGAGCAGCCUUGGUGGAGGAGGCUUCUCCUACCACUUCUGUUGCAUCAACAGCAGGAGCUACUCCAGUGCAAGCACAGGUAAAACUAAAGAAAAUGUAUACACUUGCAGUUUAGCCUAUAAUGCUCAUUGUUCAGUAAAAACUACUUAUGUUUUAAAAUGUCUAGUGGUGUGUGUUUUGUGUGUGUUUUUUUUUUUUUUUCGCUCAUAUAUUGACUUAAAGCAACACAAUCUUUACCAACUUCUUUAUUUUUAUGGAAGGUUUUCAAACCUUUAAUCAAAAUAAGCCAAACAUGGUUACAAAGGAGUUCAUUGAGAGCGGCAUUGCAAUAUCCUUGUUACAAACUGAUGUACUUUUUCCUAUAGGGGUAUAAUGGGCAGGCACUUCCAUAGGCAAUGAAAGUGAAAUGCGCUCUCCUUUGAACACUUUAGGCACUCGGUAGAUAAACCCACUUUGGAUUACAAGGCCAUAUUCCUAUGGAGUAUUGUAAUGGUGACUGCAUGCCGAUAUUCAUUAGAUUACAUUGCUGUGUUUAUUACCUCUGGGGUGAAGAUCUGGGAAAUCCAUAGUCUAGGCUGCCAUCCCCUUGUUAUGUAUGUAGAGUGAAUGACUGUCAGAGAUGCCAGAGUCACCCUGUCAAUCAACUGAUUUCUUCUUGGACAAAUGCAAUACCUUUUCCUAUAUAUAUUUGCAUUUGUAUAGUGUAGUGGAUGCAAGUAAAGCUGGGCUAUGUCUUCAUUCAGAUUAUGAUAAGAGUAGUUUAUGAUUACUUUGUGUCCUGGAUGUGUAAAAUGUUUAUAGAUUUCCAUUGUUACAGAGCAUAUGGCAGGUCCUAGUAGGGCUAUCAUCGUGGGGAAACAAAUGGGUUUGGUAACAGGGAAGAAACACAGACGCAUAUGGUUGCAAUUGCAUGCACCUUUAUAAAGCGGAUUAGUUUUAAUGUCGAUUGAGAGUGAUCUGCUUGCAUGAUAUUGAAGGGCUACCAAGAGAUUGCCAUUGGGGAAUGAUGAUGCCACUUCAUGUUAGUAUGUACAUUCUUCACGGGGAAGAUAGUAUUACUUAGUCUUCUGUCACCAGCAUGGCAGAGUCCACAUUUUAUAAGGAAGAUCACAAGUCCUGCUUUAAACAAACUGGAUUUUUUUUUUUUUUUUUACUGGUUCUCAAAUCUUCUUAUCACUUCUCUGUUUCUCUUUCCUACAGUCCAAAACAGGAGGUGGAGGAAGGCGACGUGGAGGCCAGAGGCAUAAAGUGAAAUCUCAAGGAGCAUGUGUGGCUCCUGCAGGGGGCUGCUGAACUUUAGCUCUCAAUUCCUGUAUCCCUCUAAUGCCUCGUACCACCAGGUAGAGGAGUGGAAUCACACGCUCCCAGCCCUGCCUGUCUCCACUUCUUUGCCAUCUAUUAUCAUCGUGGCCAUCGAUCACCAUUUGUCUAGUUUUGCAUCCUACCUUGUUGAAGGAUGUGCUCACGAAUGAAACACCUACAGCAUGAAUUCCUCAAGGGUUGGUGCAGAACAUGAAGGAAUAAACACGUACCCCAUUUUGGAGGGUUAUUGUAAGGGGUUUAACUGUAUCUGUACCUAAUAGAGUAAUGAUGCACUCCUGUUUUCAAGCCAAACUGGAAAUGAUUGAUUUACCUAAUGCUUUCUGGCAUUUAACACCUAAAGAGGUUUGUUUUUAUUUUGAACACAUCCCCUUGUAAGUUUUUCUGCUCUCACAUAUCUGAAUGUUGUCUUUUAUGCUGAACCUCCAGAUGUGAUGUGGAAGAUUUGCCAUUUUGCUCUUUGGGAACACAAUGUUGGCCCUCAACAAUAUUCUACUCCCUUACUACAGUGCCCAUGGAGGUCCUUUCCUUGUGGUUCCUAAUGUUGAGUGAUGGCCCAGAUGAAUCAUGUAAAGUAAAUUUUAGGUUAAAAUUUCCAGUCUCCAAACAUUUCCAUUAUUUAAAACUGAUUUUACCAGGAUUUUUAUUUAAAUGAAGAAAAAUCUCUGAUUAAACAUGUAUGUAGAAAUUUAAAAUGUUCUGGUUGGACUGUUAUACAUCUUUCAUUUGCUGUUUUAAUUACAUUUCAAUCUUAUCCAAUGGUCUGGACAAUUUGUUUGUUUGUCUUUUGAGUAAAUUUUAUCCCACCCAUAAUCAGAAGUGCCUAAAAGUCUUGCCUUGAUUGGUAAGGUUAUUCUCCAACACCAAAUUUUACUCCAGUAAUUUUAAAGGGCAAAAUUGAAGGGGAAAUAGCCACACUGUAGCUAUAGCAUUGGAGACCACGUUAAAAAAAAAUAAAAUAAAAUAAAAAAAAUUUAAAUGGUUUAUUAACCCCUUAAGGACACAUGACAUGUGUGACAUGUCAUGAUUCCCUUUUAUUCUAGAAGUUUGGUCCUUAAGGGGUUAAAGGACCACUAUAGGCAUCCAGACCACUUCAGCUCAAUGAAGUGGUCUCGGUGCCAGGUCCAGCUAGGGUUAACCCUUUUUUCUAUAAGCAUGGCAGUUUCAAAGAAACUGCUAUGUUUAUAUUGGGGUUAAUCCAGCCUCUAGUGGCUGUCUCAUUGACAGCCGCUAGAGGCACUUGCAUGCUUCUCACUGUGAUUUUCACAGUGAGAAGACGCCAGCGUCCAUAAGAAAGCAUUGUGAAUGCUUUCCUAUGAGACUGGCUGAAUGCGCGCGCGCGUCUCUUGCCGCGGAUACACAUUCAGCCGAGGAAGAGGAGAGCUCCCCGCCCAGCGCUGGAGAAAGAGGUAAGUUUAACCCCUUCCUCACCCUAGAGCCCGGUGGGAGGGGGACCCUGAGGGUGGGGGCACCAGGAAAACGAGUAUGGUUUCCUGGCACUAUAGUGGUCCUCUAAGCCUCACUUUUUCUUUUUAGACUUGGGUCUCAAUUUAAUAAGCUUUCCAUAUGAUGUAUGUACAGAAGUCCCCAAGUAUUUAUGUGACUUUUUGAAGAUAAAUCAUUUGAUUUUCUAACUGUAUUGAAUCAUAUGGGAAAGCUUAUUAAAUCGAGUUCAUAUUUUGUAUAAUGUGUUUUGUGAAUAACCAAGAUAUUUUGCAGUUAGUGUGUGACACCAAAACCCUUUUUGUUUGUUUUUUUGUAUCUGCUACUGGUUCACCAUGAGUCAUUCUUUUGCAAAAUAAGUUUGUAUUCUAACGUCAUUGCCCCUCCACCUUUGGAAAAUUAUAUUCUUUUAAUCAAAACUUUCCUUACAUUGUUUAUAAGCCAAAGCAAGAAACAAAAUUGUACAAUAAUCAAAAUUAUAUUUUUUCCCCGCUUUCUUUGUACUGUAUGGCAUGCAUAAGAGGAGUGGUCUAGAGACCCUGUCUCCCAACUUUUCAUUGAUUUCCAAAGCUUGUAUGCUCUCAUGCUCCCGUCUUUAACUAUGCUGUCUUUCAGUUUGGAAGAGACCAUGAAUGUACUCCCAAAGCAAUUCACUUUUGCACUGUCAAAAAACAGCAAACAAUUCGAAGAUGUGAACUAGUGUCAGUAUGGAAAUAAUCCUGAGACCAGUCAUAUCACCUGGAAAAAUAUAUAUAGCGUAAUGCAGUGUAAUGAAAAAAUCUGGCUACCACGUCUAUAGU
Molecule: messenger RNA, 28202 nt
Organism: Pelobates cultripes (western spadefoot toad)
Lineage: Eukaryota; Metazoa; Chordata; Amphibia; Anura; Pelobatidae
Source: the annotation of a GenBank genome assembly